AUGCCUGAGCCAUUGUCGUCCUUGUCGCCUGCCAAACAGAACUCACGCUCCUCUCCCGUCAAGCUUCAGUUCAACAACAAACUAGAAUUCAACCUGUCCACCGAUUCCCUCAAAUCUCCUCCUACCAUGUCCUCAGUCGCCCUGGCGCAAACAAGUUCAAUAGAAGCCAUGGAUAUCCAUCAUUCCAACAUCUCUAUCGACCGUCCCACCUCUCCUCCCGCACCUCCCAGUCAAUCCCCGAGCCCGCGAAAGGGAUUCUCCCCAAUUAAAUAUCGUUUACAAGAUAAUGCUAAAGGCAUGGACUCGCCUCCUGCUUCACCGGCCGAGGCUACACUGCGGUUUAAUGAAGGCCUAACUCAAGCCAUCGAGAACAUGCAAAACAUUCCCCACACCGACUCUUUGGACGACUCCAUCCUCCACCACAGUCCCAGCAGUAGCCUCGCCCCAUCCCCCGAGCGCGACAGCACCAUCAACACUAUUGACCAAGACAAUCUUGACGACCUGACCGUGACACUCAGUCUAGACGAUAAAUCCAAUCACGACGAGACGGUUGGUGAUUUAAGCACAAUCUCGGCUAUCCCUACAGACAUGACCCGAUUCGCCAAUUUACGCAACUCCCCGUCUAAACAGCCAGGUCCAGAGGCAUGGUCUCCAUCCAAGCAAUUACGCACAUCCAUAAUUGCUAGCACUCCAACCACCGGCCAACGACCCUUGCGGCUACUCUCUUCUUCGCGGCAUAGCACGUCUUCCAACGAAGACGAUGAUGCGACACCUCGAAGACCACGCAACUCGAAUGACUCGCCUACAGAUCUGAUGAAUUUCACUACCCAAACUAAUAUUGUCAUUCCACCUCCCACUUCAGCGCCUCGAACGAUGAGACGAAGUCCGUCAGGGAGAGGGGCAUUUCCCAUCAAGGUCAAUCCUAGCCCUGCUCACCGCUCACAGGCAUCUGUUGAUCGCGAGAGAGCCACGGGCCGUUCACCUCAGAAACAGCAUCAAGCUGUAUUUGCUGAAAUUGCUGAAAGGACGGUCCCAUCGACUCCUGCCACUCAGCGCCAUAGCAUGUACAGUAGUUCUACUGGACUGGGGGUUGAUUUGUUGGACAUUGACCUCGAACCUAUGGCCACCCCUCGGUCCAUUCCAACCAUUACACCACGUGAACUAGAAACCUUGCGGUCGGAACUGCAAUCACGUAUUUCUGGCUUGGAGGCGACUCUGUCUGGCAAAGAAGCCGAAGUCAUGGCGUUGAAGCGUUCCAUCACCGAUGCCGAGGUUCGAGCAGGUAAAAUCAGCGAAGAGCUUCGGACUGAACGUGCCUCUCGUGAAGACCUGGAGCAUACCAAAGAUGAAUUGGAGCGGAGAAGUCGAGAGAUGGAAGAAGUGCUCCGUGAGGUAAAGCAGAACGUCUUCCUCGAAGAACGAGAAAAAGAAAAGCUUAGACGACAGACGGAGGAGGCGGAUCGAAAAGUGGAGGAGCACGAAGUCAGAAUUCUAGAAUUGCAGGCUUCUCUCGAUACCCUUAAAUCAGAGCGUGUCAGAUGCGCUCCCAGCCCCGCCAAAACCAGUGGACCAGCGACCCCCGGAUUAAGUUUGGACAUUGAUUUUGCGGUCAAGGAUGCCACCGAAAAGGUCGCUCGUGAGUUGCAUGCUCUGUACAAGAGCAAACAUGAACGAAAGGUAUCCGACUUGAAGGUCAGCUAUGAAAAGCGCUGGAUUAAGCAGGUCGAGCAACUCCGAAAUGAACUCAAGCAAUCGCACGAAGAGGUUCUUCGGCUACAGACGGAAAAGGAGGCGACGAUGAGUGGGGUCAUACCUGGACAGAGUGAGCUGAUCUCGAGAAUGGAGGGGCAGAUUGAAGAGCUUCGCAGAUGGAAUGAAGAAGCGACUGCCGGAACCAAGAUGGCGGAAGCAGAAGCCGCUGGUCUGCGUGGCCAGGUGGACUCUUUGACAAUGGAGACGGAUUCUCUGCGUAAGGAAGUGGAACAAGAGAGAGUGGAAAAGGGGGAACUGGUCGCUCAAGUGGAUUUAUUCCUCACCAUGAGCACUCAGCAAGAAGAACAACGGGCGGCUGUGCGACAACAAGCUCAACCUGUUAGCCCUCCACGAAGCGAGGACGGAAAUGGGCGGCCUAAUAGUGCGGCCGCCAUUGCCAGUCCGAACAAGUUCAGGAAUAGCAUGACUGGACCAAGUCCUGGGCCCGCAACCACUACAAGUCGACCCCGGCCGAUGAGCAUGUUACAAAAGCCUACGGCUGGUAAAUAUUCGGGGAUCCCAGCUCCAGGAUCUGGACUGAAAGCACCAAGCAGCAAGUCUAAUGGGUAUGGUGGAAGGGGAGGAGGGAUUAUGGAAGGAAUUGCUCGCAUGGGUGCUGGAGGGAGAUGA
Exophiala bonariae is the source of this 2382-nucleotide messenger RNA. RefSeq lists its product as uncharacterized. The record is from RefSeq and is a predicted model, not a curated record. The transcript has a single exon. Bases 1 to 2382 code for a protein of 793 amino acids. NCBI's taxonomy places the organism in Eukaryota, Fungi, Ascomycota, Eurotiomycetes, Chaetothyriales, Herpotrichiellaceae.